AUGGGCUCCCUCGGUCCUCUUCAUGGUAUUAGAGUUUUGGACAUCAGCAGGGUGCUGGCUGGUCCUUAUUGUACAAUGAUUAUGGGUGAUAUGGGAGCUGAAAUAAUCAAACUGGAGAGACCAGGUGCUGGAGAUGAUACUAGAUCAUUUGGUCCACCAUUUUGUGGUAAAGAAACGGCGUAUUUCUUUUCUGUUAACCGAAAUAAAAAGAGUAUAGCUGUAGAUAUGAAACAUAAAGAGGGAGCACAUAUUGUACAGGAGCUGGCGAAGAAGAGUGAUGUAUUGAUAGAGAAUUAUAUACCUGGUAAACUAGGAGAGAUGGGACUAGGAUAUUCACAGAUUAAACAGAUAGCUCCACAGUUAAUAUACUGCUCCAUAUCAGGUUAUGGCCAAACUGGACCUUAUGCACACCGGGCUGGGUAUGACGUGAUAGCAUCUGGAAUUGGUGGACUCAUGCACAUCACUGGACCUCAAGAUGGAGAACCAUGUAAAGUUGGUGUGGCGAUGACAGAUCUGUCUACAGGGUUGUAUGCCUAUGGCUCAAUACUAGCUGCUGUAUUAGAACGACAAAAAACAGGGCGGGGGCAGCAUAUAGACUGUAAUCUGCUGUCAACACAAGUGGCGUCACUAGUCAACAUCAGUUCAAAUUAUCUAAAUGCUGGAAUGGAGGCUAAACGAUAUGGAACAGCACACGAAAGUAUCGUCCCCUAUCAGGCUUUCGAGACGAGUGAUGGGUAUAUUAUAAUAGGAGGUGUCAAUGAUAAUCAGUUUAGAAUAGUCUGUCAGAAAAUAGAAUUAGAAGAAUUAGCCACGGAUCCUAGAUUUAUAACUAAUAAACAACGAGUUGUUAAUAGGAAGGAAUUAUUGGACUUAAUGACUAAUCGUUUUAAAGAAAAAUCAACCAACGAGUGGUUGGAUAUAUUUGAAAAUACUGGUAUACCAUAUGGUCCUAUAAAUAAUAUGCAACAAGUCUUCUCUGAUCCUCAGGUUCUACACAAUAAUAUGAUUCAAGAAUUAGACCAUCCAACAGCUGGAAGAAUCAGAUUACCUGGUCCUGCUGUGAGGUUUAGUGAAAGUAAGACAGUUGACCCGCCACUAUCACCUCCUACCCUAGGUCAACACACUCAAACUGUUUUAUCUGAAAUAUUACACAUGGACCAAGACAAGAUCAUCCAACUUCUACAGGAUCGGGUCAUUCAAUAA
Molecule: messenger RNA, 1203 nt
Organism: Lottia gigantea (owl limpet)
Lineage: Eukaryota; Metazoa; Mollusca; Gastropoda; Lottiidae
Exons: 13
Coding region: 1-1203 (400 amino acids)
Molecular function (GO): catalytic activity
Source: RefSeq, a predicted model, not a curated record